GUCCGGGUGCGUCUGAGGGUUCUGCUUUGACGCGGUGGAUUUUGUCAUGAAGGGAUUCGAACCUGCGCGUCGGACCGGGAGAUAACCCCCUGAUGGGACCAGCCCGCCGCCUCUGAGCUCCUCGUCGCGCCGCUCCAGUGAACCCCGAUAACCCAGACUCUCCGGUAACCAUGGCGAACCCCCAGCCCGACGGCGGCCGCGCGGGAGAGGAGACGGCCGGGAAGGUGGAGGACGCCGACUCCUGGGAGGUGUCCCCCAGCGGGCCGACCAAGGGGGGAGCCCCGCCCACCCUGGUGGAGACCCCUCCCUCCCCCGCCGCCUCGGCCAGCCAGGGGGGCGUAGCCCUCAAGGUGGGGGGCCCCGGCGUGCUGCAGCCCUACUGCCUGGGCGAGGGGCCCCUCAUGCUGCCCAUCCACCUGCAGAUGGCCGGGGGGGCCGGCGCCCCGCUGGGCCCGAUGGGGGCGUCGCCCUGCUUCCUGACGGGCGGGGGGGCGCUCUCGCUGCCCCUGGUCCUGGACCAGCAGCUGCUCCAGCACCUGGGCUCCGGUCUGCUGCCCCAGGGCCUCCUGCCCCAGGGCCUCCCGCUGCAGAGCAACAUGCUGAUCCAGAACGCCUCGCUCUCCUUCGGCCCGCCGCCGCCGCCGCCACUCGACCAGAAGCCCUCGGGGGGGGGCCACUUCCAGGACGCCAACGUGCUCGCCCUGCUCCAGAACCCGGCCUUCGCCGCCCUCCUGCAGGACCUCUUCUCGUCCCAGACCGGCUCCUCCUCGUUCCAGGGGGGCCCCGGCACGGCGCCGCCGGACUCCUUCGCCAACGCCACCUUCUUCGCUCCUCCUCCUCCGGGGUCGCACCCCUACAGCUCGCCGCUGGCCCCUCUGGUGCCCCCCGCCACGCUGCUGGUCCCGUACCCGGUGGUCAUCCCCCUGCCGGUGCCCCUGCCCAUCCCGCUGCCCAUCCCCGUCCCCGUGCCCCCGGCCGAGGACUCCAAGGGCAGCGUGCCCCGAGCCGUCUGCACCGUGAGCCGGGGCACGCAGACCGCCGCCGCCGCCGCCCCCCCCUCGCCGUCGCUCCCCGCCGCCGCCGCCGGACCGCCGCCUCUCGCCCCGUCCUCGCCGCCCCCUGCCGACGGGGAGGCCCUUGACCUGUCGGUGCGGACCUGCCCCCUGCAGCCCAAGCUGGAGCCCCCCUGUCUGCAGGACGACGUGCUGGACCUGUCGGUGCCCAGGGCGGCGGUCGCGCUGUCGUGCGUCGCCCACAGGGCGACGCACGACAGCGCGACCGCCGCCCUGGCGCUGGGCGUCCUGCGGCCGGUGGAGUGCUCCGGGGGCGUGGGCUCCACGCUGCUGCGCGGCCUGACGGCGUCGCUCGAGUUCAGCCGCAAACACAAGUGGCUGGUGGAGGGCGGGGCGGGGGGGGCGGGCGCCACGGGCAAGCUGGAGCUGGUCGGCACCUCGCAGACCGCCAAGGUCAUCGUGUCGGUGAAGGACGCCAUCCCCGCCAUCCUCUGCGGGAAGCUGAAGGGUCUGUCGGGGGUGUCCACCAAGAACUUCUCCAUCAAGCGGGACGGCGCCCAGGCGGCGGGGGGCGGGGCCGCCCUGCAGCAGCUGUGCGGGGGGGCGGCGGCCCGCGGCCAGGGGGAGCCGCCCGACUCGGGGAACCCCCACCGGAAGCUGGCCAAGAGCAGGGCCGUCAAGCUGAAGAAGGUCAGCGCCCAGGAGAUCCACCUCGUCCCCAUCAAGAAGCAGCGCCUCGCCGCGUACCUCCCCAGGAAGUGA
This is a messenger RNA of Gadus chalcogrammus (walleye pollock), 1775 nucleotides long. RefSeq names its product retinoic acid-induced protein 2-like. The record is from RefSeq and is a predicted model, not a curated record. Lineage: Eukaryota; Metazoa; Chordata; Actinopteri; Gadiformes; Gadidae. Gene Ontology annotation, cellular component: nucleus. Bases 171 to 1775 code for a protein of 534 amino acids. Gene Ontology annotation, biological process: animal organ development. The transcript has 2 exons.